Molecule: messenger RNA, 1050 nt
Organism: Pomacea canaliculata
Lineage: Eukaryota; Metazoa; Mollusca; Gastropoda; Architaenioglossa; Ampullariidae
Exons: 5
Coding region: 39-914 (291 amino acids)
Source: RefSeq, a predicted model, not a curated record
CGGGAAACAACUGAGCUGAAAGAAAGCAAUCGGUGAAGAUGUCUGUGUUUGUACUGAAGCUGCUGACAUUUUAUGCAAUAUUUCUGAUGUACGGUCCCAGGCAGGGCGUCGAGACCAGUUGUUGCCCUGGAGACAAAGCAGAGACAGGUGGGAGGGCGGCCUGCAACCAGACAUCAAGCCUGGUCAGGAAGAAAGACUGGAUUAUGGACUUGAACAUAACCGCCUUCAUCAGCAAUGUUCUCCUUGUAACAACUGCUGAGAAUGAUGAUUCUGUCCAAGUGGACAUCGGGACUACCUCGUGUGACACCUUUGAUGACAAAGCAUGUUACAUCACAUGUUCUAACCUCACCGUAGAUCGAAAAAGCGCGUGCUACGUCACAAUCAACGUCACGUGCAACGUGGACAACGUUGAGGGGCGCUACGUCCGGAUUCGCAAAAGCAACACUACAGAAGAAUUCGCGCUCUGUCACGCCAUAGUCGCGGGCUGGCCAAGCAAUGGACAAGGGUUGAAAAAUUACGCACUAAAUGCCUCAGCCAGCCAGAGUUCGACAUACCACUCCUCAUACCCUAGUCUGGCGGUGGACGGAGAGUGGGGGCUGUCUCCAUCCUCAAACUCCUCGUGUAGCCAAACGGUCAUGCUGGAUUCAAACAACACGCGCACGGUCCACUGGUGGCAAGUCAUCUUGACCAAGCCCAUACUAGUGUCCAGCAUCAUCAUUGUGAACAUUUGGAAUAAAUGUUGCAGUGACAGACUGGCCAACUUCACAGUGGAACUGGGGAGUCUGGAGUCCAACGGCAGCAUCACCUACACGCUGUGUCGUUACCAUGACGGCGUUGCUGGACCCCUGACGACCCUGAACUGCAUGAGGUCCAUCUGGGGUCAGUCUGUGCCGCAUAUCCAAGACGGGGGAUAGAUUGACACUGUGCGAGGUUGAAGUCUAUGGCGACGAGGACAACAGCACAGAAGGUGUCGCAGGUGAGUUUGUGCAGGUGUAGUGAGUUGUGGUAGGUCUCGUAUUGUCUCGCGUAUGAAUGGUGUCUUGUGUCUGA